UGUUUACGGUUUCCUGCAAAACUUUUUCAAUUUCCAAACGUAUUUUGUAUUAGGCAGUUGCAGUUUUUAGCAGUUGACGAAAGCUAUAAAGUUAAUAUUUCCUGUUGGAGUCAAGAAGACGUGAGGUAAAAUGUCUAAGGAUAGAUAUAAAAUUGAAAUAGUACAUAUACACCAUCCACAUCUGAUGUGGAUUAAAUUAAAGGAAUGUGAAUUCAAGGAGGAUUUUUUGCUGGAUCAAAUAGGUUUAUAUGGUAUUUUACCAUUAGAAAUAACCAUAAACGCAGAGAAUAAUGCAUUGGAAACAUUGAAAUGUAAAGAUUGGGUGCCGGCGGCAACUUCUCUUAUCAAGAAAAUAACAUCUGAAAGCACUGAAAUAUGGUUUACACCUACUCACAUAGACAGGAGGGUUUCUAUAUUUGACAAUAACAUACAAAAAUAUGGAGAAGUGGAAUAUAAAUCUGGCGAUAAGAUUAAAAGUUUGUCUGAGAAAUUAAUAAAGUCCAGCUUAGCUUAUCAAGAUGUAUGUAAUUUUCAUAAAAAACUCAGCAGAGGUGAAAUAAAAACAAAAUUGUCUAAUACCAAAAUACAAGAUGUUAUAAAACAUUUUGUUAACUUCUUUCAAUCAAAAGGCAUACCAAAAGAAGUGUGGGAUAAAGUGUUAAAAACACAAAUGUCCGUGUUCUUCUGCUCUCAGCAAGUUGAAUCAGCUUUGACGCAGUCAAAUCUUGAGAAGCAUAACAGCUUACAGAUCAGAAGUGUUCUUAAGAGUAAAAUGAAAGACUUAAGCUUGUGUAAAGAUGUUGAUGAUAAGUCUCUUGGGAGAGCCAUUUGUAGAAUGGAUGGUUCAUCUGAUAGCCGAAUAUCUUCCGAUUUGUUAAGAAGAAAACUGCAUCAUGCAAAAAAAAAUAAAGAUCCUGAUACAGUGGAAACUUACAACAGUAUCAAGAAAUUUUUGGACCACAAUUCCACUCAAUGUCAUAGCAAAAUAGUUGAUGAUUUUGAAUUGGCUAUAGAGGAAAAGCAAAAAGAUUGUUAUGUUCCUGAUCAAAAUGAUCAUAAAAAUCAAGGUGCACUUAGUUUAAGAUUUCAAAAACUUAAUAGCUAUAAGAAACCAAACAAAGAAAAUAUAACAACAAAGGAGGACAUUCCUAAAAGCAACUGUAAUAAAAAAGCAGUAGAGGUAGUUGGUGAAAAAGGGGAAAAGCCUGUUAAGGAGAAGGAGAGUUCUAAAAAUACCAAGCAGCUUGGUUUUGUGUAUGGACCACCUGGCCUUAAUCCAACACAAUAUGUGAGAAAUAUACCUGAACAAUUUGAGGAAAACAUGCCACAUCGUAAAACUACUACUGAAAAUCCUGAUGAUGAUCAUUUUAAUGCAAAAGUAGGUGAAACAGAGUCAGAAAUUAAUGUUGAGCUCAAUAACAAAGAUUUCCUGAAAAAGAUCCUGAAUGUGGCACCUCAAGGUAGUAAAUCUGACAGAAUCAUAUCUCAGAAGGGCGAUUCUGUUGAUUCUAGCACUCCAAAUGAUUCAUCUGCGUCAAGUUCUUUACUGCUACAAAAAAGGCUGAGACAGAGUAAAAGAAACAAGGAUUGCAACUCGAAUACAUCAAAUAUUAAAUGUUCUGAGACUUCCAGCCAUUAUAAUUCUGUUGCUGAAAACACAUCAAAGCAAGGUGACAUGAAUGAAGAUGAAGAUAAUAAGGUAAUUGAUAGAAUUAACCAAAAAUAUGCAUUAGGUUUAGUUGGUGGUCAAGUAAAAGAAAAAGUAUGUGAAGAAGAAAUGGUAAAUGUUAAAUUAAAAAAUCAUGUAAAUCCAUUUCAAAACACAGACCCAAAUAUAUCGGUUUUUGUUGAUAAGCUUGUUACUCCAAUAUUAAUGGUACAUUCAAAACUAAACAAGCGCAUUGAACCUGUUUAUGAAAUGAGAGAUGUAAAUUUUGAUGGCAACAUUCAUUUAGCCUUAAAAAAUAUGUCCUUCAAACAUCCAAUGAUGUUGCAAUCAAUAUCAUGGUUUACUAUUUUAAGAGGUUAUAGUUUGUUCAUGAUAAGUCCUAUGGGAAGUGGGAAAACAAUGGGUUAUUUGCCAGCAGUGUGCCGCUUGGCAAUUGAUUAUAGUCAGAGUUUAGAUGAUAGUGUGGGUCCCAUUAGUAUUAUAGUAUGUGCCACAGCUGAAUCUGUGACACAUGUAGAAAAAAUAGCUAAAGCAUUUUUAAAUAAUGAAAAAAUUGUAUCAUGUUAUGCAGGGGUAGAUGAUUUAGAUGUGGCAACGCGUUUGUUGAAUAAAUGUGACUUGUUGAUCUGCACACCUCCAGCUUUAGUUAGGUUACUAAAAGUCAAGGAACUCGGUGUAGACUUACGCCGCCUUUGUUCAUUUGUACUCGACGAUUGCGAGCGCCUUGCGGAAGUGUAUAUCGAUGAGCUUAAAUAUUUCUUCAUUAAAAUAGUAGAAAUGAUGAAAAGCAGAGCACUCAAAGAAUUGAAAGUGCAAUUCAUCCUUGCGUCGAGGGUGUGGUGCGAUUUUAUGGGACCACUGGCGAAAAGAGCGCCGGACACUGUAAUAUGCAUAGGUGCCUAUCAAGAAUGUGUCCUAUAUUCUAAAGCUAAUACUUCAGUCACUUUCCUUAAACCUGAGGAGAAAAUUAAUUUAGUUUUUAAGUUUUUGAUGGAAACAGAUAGUUCUAAAAGGACUGUGGUAGUGUGUAGGUCAGAUGAGGAAGUGAAAAUUCUUACAGUGGCUUUAAAUAAAUCUAAUAGAUAUAUUCUGUCAUGUGAUACUACUAUGACUGUACAAGAUUUAUACAAUUUAAAUAUUUCUUGGACAGAAUACAAUGAUCCGCUAAUUGGACCACUACUAAUAUGCUGCGAUGAUAACUUGACUCAUAUGAAUAUCACAAAUGCUCAUAACUUAUUACAUUAUUCCUUGCCAACAUUAUUUUCUAUGUUUUGUAAACGCUUUUCUGUGUUAAACGAUAAUUACCCGUCUAUAUUUAGGAGUGAUGGCAUCAACGUGAACAUAAAAAUUAUGUUAGAUGAGACAAAUAUUGAACAGCUCCCAAAGAUUAUAAACUUUUUAAAACGUUGCACAGAUACCCUUCCUGACGUUCUAAGUACUAUAUCAGACAAAGUUUUAAUUGAGAAAGAUGCUCGUAAAGCUCAACUAUUGGUUCCCAUUUGCAAUAACCUCCUAGGUUUUGGACAAUGCCCAGACAUGUAUAAUUGCCAGGGACGUCAUACAAUGUUUAAGGAACAUGACAUGCCGUUAGAGUGGUUACAAGGGAAGGGUACUGUUGCCUUUAAAAUACUUCACUAUCAAUCCGCUAUUUCAUAUUCUGCUAGACUUUUAUCUAAUACAUUAAAUGGUGUAACUACAAAAUAUCCUCAAACUUACAAUCUACUCUCGAUGAAAAUGAGUAUGUAUUAUAGCAACGAGACUAAGAGAAAACUACAUGGUAUUCCUGAAGUAGGAGAUAUUUGUGCGGUAUCAAUCAAACAAAAUCUUUUUGUGCGGUGCCAAGUGAUUAAAAUAUUAAAUAGAUACGAAAAAGGGAAUCCUAAUCAUGUUCUUGUAAAUCUUAUAGAUGAAGAAAAAUUGGAAACAUCUCGUGAUAUUUAUUUAUAUUAUUUGCCAAAUGAAAUUAAAAACGUUAAAACUGGUACUGUACGUGUGAGACUUGCAAAUAUACAGCCGUUAGAUAAAGAUAUCACGUUUUCCGAAAUAGCACUAAAACACGUAAAGAAAAUCAUCGAAAAAGAUGAAAGUCUAUACCUCAGAGGUAAUAUUAGUUUAAUUAUUGGAAAUACUAUAUUCAUAGAUGAUCUUGAAGUUUGUGAGGAUUUAACUUCUUUGAACAAAACUGUCGUGAAGUGUAAUAUUAUUCAAGAGCUCCUCGGGAAACAUGCCAAGACUAACACUGAUCAUAUUGAAAAAUUAAGAGGUCUUUGUGUUUUAAGUGGAAUACAAUUAAUUCAAGACGAAAAAGUACCACAACGUAUAAAACUCGAUACGAAAGUACAUCCUAAAGCUAGUUGGGCGUAUUUAGAUAUUGAUGAUUUAACGUGCGUUUACUUUAAUUCGGCAAUUCAUCCCGAUACUUUUUUCAUUAGAUUGGACAAGUUUGUAUCUUGUAUGACUGAUUUAGCCAAAGAAAUACAAGCAUACGUAAAAGACAAUAUGGUGUCAUUAACAAAAGCUGCUAAAGGAGACCUAAUUCUGGCUAAGUUUCCAGACGACGGUACGUUUGAGAGAGCCAGAGUAGAUGACUUAUUGAAUAAUGACAAAGUGAAGUGCUUUUUUGUUGACUAUGGUGAUUGGAGGGCGGUACCUGUUAGUGAUUUAGUUUCUAUGCCAGAAAAAAUUAUAAAUAAACUUCCCUUUCAAGCUAUUGAAUGUAGAUUGAUAGGUAUUUGCCCACCUGGAGAGCACUGGUCGGAUUUCAGCGUAAACUGGCUUUGGGAUAAUUGUUUGGAGGAUGUUAGUGGAAACAUGAAACCACUUUAUGUUAAAUACUUCACAAAGGGCCAAGCUGAAUUUACUGAGGGCAAAAAAUAUAAUGUCGUACUAGUAGAUACUAAUACCGAUGACGAUGUCAUUAUCAACAAACUAAUGAUUGAUUUAAAUCUGGCUAGAGAAAAUCCUGAGGAAAUUCACUAUCUUCAUAAUUUAGACUUUUCGGUGAUUCGUUAUGAUACUGGUGAUUCUGUUGACGAAGACGAAGAUGAUUGGGAAAAAGUUCCAUUAAACAAUUCUAAACCGGACAGUAACACAUCUUUAAAUCCGAUAAUGGCAAAGCCGAUACGAUCCGUGCCAUUAGUUGGAUCUGACGAGGAAUCAGACGAUUCAGACAGAUGGAAUAUCCACAUGACUGAAGAAUUUAAGGACUUUUUUCAACCGGCAUUUAAACAAAUGAUGCAAGAAACACGAACUUGCCUUCCUGCAAUUGAAAACAAACAAAAUGAUUUUGCGAAAGUCAAAAAAGAGGAUUCAAGAAUUGCAAAAGAAACGCAACUAGCUGAUGUGAAUGAUCCUUCGAAAAUAAUUGAGCUAGAUUCUGAUGAUUUGACGUCAACCCUAUCAAGUAAAUCUGACAGAAAUUCUGAAAAAAGCUCAGAACCAAACUUUAUAACUAGUGUCCAAGAGUUCAGACGGCCAAGAGUGCUCUGGAAGCAAAAUAAGAAAAAUGUUAUCAUUAAAAUUCAACUUAUUGUGGAGGGAGACUAUGUACUUAAAGUAGAGAGCAGAAAGAUUAUAUUUAAAGCUAACGCUAACGAUACUACCUAUGGAUUCGAUAUAGAUUUGUAUGCAGUAAUUGAUACUCAUAAGUGUUUCCAUUCAAACAAAGGUCAGUACAUUUUACUAAAGCUAAGCAAAGUUCUAAACAAAAAAUGGUUAUUCCUUACAAGAGAUGGCACGAUAAAAAAAUGGAUAACAUACGAUUUUGAUAGUAUCGAUACCUCUUCAGAUGAGGAGGUACUAGACGGAAAGUCCAUGGAACAUAUUAUUAAAAGCAGUCACUAUGGCACAGAAUCUGAAUCAGACGAUGAUGAAAUAAUCGAUGAUGCUAAUUUUAUUUAUAAGAAGUAACUUACAAAGAAUGUUCGGAAUAGUCAAAUUUGAAUGCUGCAAAUUGCAAUUGCUUUACUUUCUAUUGCUGUUAAGGUGCUCCCUCUCCGGGAGCAUUCACGUGUACAGUGUACUGUAACGUUAAAGAGUCGUUGAGCAUUACAUUAGAAUAAAACCUUACGUCGUAUGACUGAGUUAUAGAUUCGACUUUGAGCAUUCCAUAGCAAGUUGAGCGCAUUGAUGUUACAAGUUGUAUACAGAUAUUACACAUUGCAUCAUUAAAAAGUGCGCAUUGUAAUGCUCGGUUCUCCUCCUUCACUGAUGUUAUGCUCAAAUAUGUAAUGUUACAUUACACGCGAAUGCUCCUAGUGGAUGAGCGCCUUUAUGUUUUGUUGUUGUGUGUAUUUCUGUAAUUAGUACAUGAUAAUUUUUUUUUAAUAUUACAUUUAAAGUUGUUAUACCCUCAAAAUAAAGACUGUAACCGGAGACUGAAACUGUGAAACUUAACGUUAACUAUAAUAUGUUAAAUUUUACCUAAAUUUCCCUCCCUAUGUAGUUAAGACUUCUUCUUGUAUUAUGAUGCGAUCGUGACGUAAUGUAAGUAGGUACUUAGCUCUUUUUAAUAACGGUAAUAAAAUAUGUAACGUUUAACGGAGAGUAGUUUUAAGGCGCAUCAUUUAACCGAAUCUCAGGCAAGAGCAAGUUAUCAGCAAUAAACGGCUCUUUUCUAGAACUCUGUUUUAAUUUUUAGGGCCACAUCACUCUCUGUACCCGAUUAAUGGUUAGUUAAGUUUUUGCUUUUAUUUUAAUAUGAUCGCGAAUCAUUUACUAUGUGUCGUUACUCGUUAUGUUAUUUUUAUUUUGGCAACGUCUUGGUUGUAACUUGUAACAGAUUCAUGUAGCCAUAGUAAAAGUUCAAACAUAAUUAUUGCCAAGAUAUUGUAUCAAAUAGGAGAUGUGAGCAGGAAAUUGGGUUUAAAAUAAUUUUCCCUAGUCUUCCCUAUGUUUUUGAUUUUAAGAGAGCUUUUAUAUGAAAAGGAUUUGUUUCUGCCUCAACUUUUAUUUUCUUGUUUCAAAAACGUUAUUACGUACGACAAAAAACUCAAGUUCCUAAAAUAUAUUGUA
Molecule: messenger RNA, 6682 nt
Organism: Aricia agestis (brown argus)
Lineage: Eukaryota; Metazoa; Arthropoda; Insecta; Lepidoptera; Lycaenidae
Gene: TDRD12
Product: putative ATP-dependent RNA helicase TDRD12
Exons: 3
Coding region: 131-5578 (1815 amino acids)
Biological process (GO): germ-line stem cell division; transposable element silencing
Molecular function (GO): nucleic acid binding; ATP binding
Source: RefSeq, a predicted model, not a curated record